Messenger RNA from Arctia plantaginis, 450 nucleotides. The record is from the annotation of a GenBank genome assembly. NCBI's taxonomy places the organism in Eukaryota, Metazoa, Arthropoda, Insecta, Lepidoptera, Erebidae.
AUGGCGCGGUAUUUCAAAGAGCAAGAUAUUGAUGAAUUCCGUGAAUGUUUUUACUUAUUUGCCCGAUCAGGGCAAAUUACAUCACUGGAUGAGUUGACAGUGGUCAUGCGCUCUCUUGGAAUGAGUCCGACUAUCCAAGAAUUAGCAGGUUACCUGAAAGGCAAAGGUGGCAAAAUGUCAUUCGCGGACUUUUUGGAGGUGAUGCACAUACACUCAAGAGCUGAGAACCUGCCUAAUGAGGUUGUAAAUGCAUUCAAAGCAGGAGAUGCUGAGAAGAGUGGUGUGAUACCAGCCCGACAGCUCAGGAAUCUGCUGCAGAACUGGGGUGAAGGAUUGUCAGCUAGAGAAGUGGACAACAUUUUCAGAGAGGCCAACGUUGGAAACAACUCCACAGUUCACUAUGAAGACUUUGUCAAGAUCGCUUGCGCUCCUGUUCCUGACUAUUAUUGA